Molecule: messenger RNA, 1478 nt
Organism: Vitrella brassicaformis
Lineage: Eukaryota; Vitrellaceae
Source: the annotation of a GenBank genome assembly
CGGUUUCUUGAGGCAUUCAGUGGUCAAAAUACUGAGUGUCUCUGUUGGUCUCACAUGCCGUUGUCCAACGCGCUCUCGCUGAAUCUACUUCGUCACGGCCCUCAUUGGCUCUCGGGAUCUGGUUGGUUCGACCAGACACCGAGCACCAUGGAGGGACCCACAGAAGCAGACCCAGCGAAGAACCGCAUAGACCCACUCACUGGUCAGACAAUCUUCAUCUGUGUGUAAUGCAUAAAGGGUCUCACGCAUGUCACACAUGGGCCCCGGCAUCACACACACAAGGAGAGAACCGUCCCGGCUCACACACGUACUGCACCACAUCCCACCCGCCCGCCGGCCAGCAGUGUCUCUGUCUAGCUAGCGCAGGAAGGUUGUGGGUCGCUUGGCGGUGAAGGUGGUGCGGUACUUCUUCUCCGGCAUGGGCAGCCGACGGAUCAGGGGGAACCGCAAGUCGUCAGCCUGAUUGAUGGAUAACAGACAUACCGACCCAACACACACAUGGAUGGAUGGAUGGAUGGAUGGAUGACACACAUGGGAGUGGUGUGUGUGUGUGUGCGUGGUUGGUGGGUUGAGUAACAUGUGUUACUUACGUGGAAUUGUGUGAUGUUUUCCCGGAUGCACUUGUCGUCGGGGAUGGCCUCGAUGCGGAUGAUCUGGAUGUUGCUCGACAACGCACGGUGACGACCUGCCAUCUCAGCGUCUGAUUAUUUGACCACCACACAUGCACCCACACGAAAGGCACACGUGUCUGUCGUGCUGAGCUGUCUGUAGGGGUGUGCAUGGCGCGAUGUGUUGGUUGGUUGGCCGGUUAGGUUAGCAUAGCUUACACAUUUGGCUGACGGCUCCGUUUUGUGUGGUGUCCCUGUACUCCUUGUACAUGUUGUGGGUGGCCGUCCGGCUGUCGUAGCGCAGGUAGAUGGCAAAGUUCUUGAUAGUUGACGGAUCUUCCUCGUGAAUCUGAUGGCCACCAUGAUGGACAUCAUGACACGACACACCACACCACACACACACACACACACGACAGACAAGACACACCGACUACAGUGCACCCCUCCACCAGCUGUGGUGCAUCUGUGUGUGUGGCUGACCUCGUCGACGGCGAGAAUCUGGCCUCCGGACUUCUUGGCCUUGUUGAUCUUCUUCAUGAAGUACCAGAACUUGGCCUUGGCGAUGACCGGGUUCUUGGCGAACAGCCGCAUCCGAUACACCUUGACAUGAGGCUUCUUGGCGGUCGGCGCAGCGCGACCCACAAUGUGGUACUGGUGGAUCUGCACACACAAACACAGACACACAGGCGUGUGUGUGUGUGUGUGUGAUCUCUCUCACUCGCCAUCCGCAAAGCAGGGAGCGUUGUGUGAUCAGAUCUGUCGUGCCUAUGUACGUACCUCGGCCUGCAGGGAGGGAUCCGCCUUGCUCUUCUUCACCAUUUUUACGAGCUGCCGGGGGGAGCUCACGCAGACGCAGUGCGAGCUCAGGAC